This is a messenger RNA of Penaeus indicus, 3407 nucleotides long. RefSeq names its product metalloreductase STEAP3-like. Gene Ontology annotation, biological process: copper ion import. Lineage: Eukaryota; Metazoa; Arthropoda; Malacostraca; Decapoda; Penaeidae. The transcript has 10 exons. The record is from RefSeq and is a predicted model, not a curated record. Gene Ontology annotation, cellular component: plasma membrane; endosome. Gene Ontology annotation, molecular function: ferric-chelate reductase (NADPH) activity; cupric reductase (NADH) activity. Bases 273 to 1670 code for a protein of 465 amino acids.
ACAGCUGACGAACAACCCCGUUAUCACAGCACACCCCCGAUAAGGCCAACACGGCAACACACGCAGCGUUAUCAUUCCUGCCACGGUAUGGUACGGCAGAUCAGGAGGGUAUUAAAAAGGUUACCAGCCAAGACUUCUCCUCAGUGGAAGUUCAGGCUCUUAGUGGCAGGCAGAAGGAGGGAACGAGAGGAGAGAGAGGGAGACAACUGGGGAAGUUUUGGUAGUUUUUUUGGACGCAACUGACUUAAGACAGAGGUCCCCCCCAAAAUAGUAUGGAGAUGUCUUCAACCGCGCGCUUCAGACCGGAAAACACGACCCCUUCUCCAACACCGGAUCCCCAUCGCGCCGUAACCUCGGAUGACCCUUUUCGUGACCCCGAGAGGAAGGAGAAGGUCGUAAUCUUGGGAAGCGGUGACAUGAGCCUGGCCUUGUCCCUGGCCAUGAGGAGAGCGGGGAUGCAGCCCGUGGUGGGAAGCAGGACGCCGGAGAGUGCGAGGAUUCGGCUGAGAUCAACGGGGGUCCAGGUGAAAGCCCUGACGGAGGCGCUGAAGGAGGGAGAGGUGAUCCUCGUGGCCAUCCCUGCGGAACACCACGACUCUCUCCCUCGACACCUGCUCGCCGGGAAGAUCGUGGUGGACGUCAGCAACAGACCCCCCGACAGCCCCCGCCGGCCCGAGAGCGUGGCGGAGCGCCUGCAGGAGCGCCUCCCGGAGAGCCACGUCGUCAAGGCCUUCAACACGCUGUCCGCCUUCGCCCUCCAGCAGGGGCACGUCAGGGGAAGCAAGGAGGUCCCUAUUAGCAGCGACAACGAUCGCGCCAUCCGCCUUGUGGCAGAUCUCGUGCGAAAUGUGGGUUUACAUCCCGUAGACUUCGGCGCGCUGAGGACGGCUCGUGAAAUCGAAGAAAUCCCGUUUUCUUUCUUCCGGGAAUGGAAAGUGGCCGGUUCUGUGGCUAUUCUCGUUUUCUUUUUGUUCUAUUUGCUUUUGUUCAUGAGGAGACAAAUAUGCCCGAAUCUGGACAGUACGGACUGGAAUUGGAAUCGAUUCCAGACAUUCCCGUUGAAGAAUGGAAUGCUGGCCUUCGCUCUCACAGGAACCGUCAUGCUGCUGCUCUGCUAUGUGCCAGGUACCAUAGCGGGCUACCUUCAGCUUUACAGAGGCACUAAGUACUCCGCUUUUCCCAGCUGGCUCGACAGAUGGCUUAAGUCUCGGAAACAGAUGGGCUUGCUGGCGCUCUUCAUGGGAUCCUUGCACGGUUGUAUGUCUGUCUUUACUCAAAUGGAUGAAGGAAUGGAUGAACCCGCUCUUUGGUCUCAGCAGCUCUUCAUUGCUCUUGGCAUAGUCCUACUCGGAGUCCUGGCGGUGCUCGGCGUCUCCUCGCUUCCCUCCGUCACCGCAGAACUCACCUGGAGGGAAUUCAGCUUCCUGCAGCGUUAUUUAGGGUGGCUUUCGGUCCUCCUCGUCACCGGCCACGCCUUCUUCAAGGGGUACAAGAAGUUGCUCGUACCGCGUUUCGAGUGCGCUGUUCUGGCGUCCGAAACACAGAUUAUCGUAUUCCUGUGCUUCCUCACCAUCCUGCUCAAAGUGCCCCUCCUCAUACCCUGCGUCCACUCACGACUCAUGAAGGUCCGGCGGGGGUACGAGAGGAUGCCCAACGGGUCGCCUGCCUAAUGUUUUUUUUUUUUUUUUUUUUUUUUUUUUUUUUUUUUUUUUUUUUUUUUUUUUUUUUUUUUGAGAAAGAGGGGGAUUUUUUUAUGGAAUGUUUUGAGAGAGGGAACGGCUGCCGUUUUUUGAGAAAGAGAAGGAUUUUUUUUAAUGGGAUAUUUUGAGAGAGAGGACGAUUGCCUUCUUCUUCUUCUUCUUUUCUUCUUUUUUUUUCUUUUUCUUUUUCUUUUUUUUCUUUUUCUUCUUCCUUUUCUUUUGUUAUGAGAUAUGUUGAGAGAGAGGACGAUUGCCCUUUUUUUGAGAAAGUGAAGAUUUUUUUUUAAUGGGAUAUUUUGAGAGAGGGAACGACUGCCUUUUUUUCUUUCUUUUUUUUGUGUUUAUUUCUCUCUCUCUUUAAUGAAACGAUUUCCUUCUGUUUCUGUGUUUGUUUGUUUUUUUCUCUUUUUUCUGUUUUUUUUUCUUUUCUUUUCUUUUUUUUUCUUUCUUUCUUUUUUCUUUUUUUUAGAACACGCUGAAGCCCUUGCUAAAAACGCAGAGAUGGUUCACGGAUAUUUUCUUAGAUAUAUUUUUCUUUUACUUAUAAUUAACAAACAUAACCAGUAAGGAUCUUAAACGUGAACAAUAACCUUUAUGAUAAAUAAACACGACCAGAGUCACAAUUGAAGUAAUGAACUGUAUUCUAGAGUGAUGUUACAUUUUCGUCUUAAGUGGAGGUAAGUAACAGCGGGGUUUGAUAAAUAUUAAGGUUUUAUGUGAUAGGAAUCAGUCUAACUGUAGAAGGUUAACUGUAAUCUCAAGUUAAUGUUUAAUAUUUCAUAUGAUACGAACCAGUUUGCUUAUUGAGAAUUAUAUGCAGAUUAUGUUCAGAACUAUGAAUUGUUUGUGUAAUGUAAGUUCAACAGUCUAACUAGAGAUAGUUAACUGUAGAAUCAUAGCACUGUAUUUUUUUACGCGAUAUGAAACAGUCUAACUGUAGAAAGUUAACUGUAAUCUCAAAAUGACAUCUGGCAUUUUGUAUGGCAUGAACCAGUCUGACUAUAGAGAGUUAACUGUAAGUGUGAGUGACGUAAGACUACAAAAAUUAACUGUAGAUUUAAGUACUUUAAUGUCUUUUACGUGAUAUGACACAGUCUGACUGUAGAGAGUUAACUGUAAGUAAAAUCAUAAUCAUGAUCUGUGAUAGCAGUGUAACUGUAGAUAGUUAACUGCAACUUCGAAAGCAUUUUCCGUAUAAUCUCAUAGACCAGUCUCACUACAGGAAGUGAACUGUAAUCUGAAGUCUUUAUAUAAAUUGUGCAGUCUAAAUAAACACUUUAACUGCACACAAUAUAAAAUAGGGAUCUCUUAUUAACAGUUGAGUUCGUGCAAGAGCUAACUGCUUGUACAAAAUAGUUUAAAGUUUAUUUGGUACAGUACAGGAGAAAGAUAUGUCAUUCAUAAGUUGUUGUUUUUUUGGAUAUAUGUUACCGUGUGAUAUAUAUAGGUUUGCUUUAUUAACAGCAUGUGAGCUAUAUAUAUGAUAAAAAAAUAUCUUUAACUUAACAUAUCAUGAAUACUUAUUUGUGUCAAGUAAUAUAAAUAUACUGUUUAUAUCCAUACGUAUGAAACGCUCAAACUUUUCUUCAUAAGAAAGAGACCAGUACUUAUUUGUUGUUAUAUGAUAUUAUUUUUCAAGUUAAAUCUGUAUGUCAAUUUUAUAUCAGUUAAGAACAUGAAAUUAAACCAUGUUAUUGUACUGUACAC